Nymphaea colorata (pocket water lily) is the source of this 2151-nucleotide messenger RNA. RefSeq lists its product as uncharacterized. Lineage: Eukaryota; Viridiplantae; Streptophyta; Magnoliopsida; Nymphaeales; Nymphaeaceae. The transcript is spliced from 14 exons. Bases 413 to 1819 code for a protein of 468 amino acids. The record is from RefSeq and is a predicted model, not a curated record.
GGUGGGGAGAGAGAAACAUCAAACCCCGCGCACUCAGUUAAGAAAGAAAGAGAAAAGAAAAACAAGAACAAAAGGAAAAGGAGGAGAGAAGAUGGAACCGAGGAAAAAAGUUUCGAAAUGAUAAAAUAAUCUUGAGAGAAGAAAACGAGAGACAGAAUCUGGGGAGGUUUAGUGGCGCCCAUUGUAACUUGUUCCUUACCGUUUCCUCUCUCCUUUCCUCCUUUUGCUUGCGGUCUUCUUUGGAAAGGAGGAAGGAAUUUCUUUUCUCGUCUGGAACGAACGAGGGAAAGUCAUGGGGUGAGUCGAGGCACGCAGAGGGCGAGGAACUAGGGCUCUGCUUCUCCUUGUUGCAGUUGGGGAGUUGGUGUUUGUGAUUAAUGCUAGUGCCUUAGUGCCUCAUCGGCGUGGAGCGAUGGGGUCGUGGUACAGAGUGGGAAAAUCCUUGCAGGCAGUGGCUGCUCAUGGGCUGCUGCUCGCGUUCACCGUCCUUUUGGUGUUGAAGCUCGACCAUCGCGUUUUCUUCUCGUGGUGGACCAUUUUCAUCCCCUUGUGGUUAUUCCACGCAGUUGUUGCUCGAGGGCGGUUCUCCUUACCUGCUCCAUCACCACCUCGUGAUCGCCAUUGGGCUCCAUGCCAUUCUGUUGUUGCUACUCCACUUAUAGUAUCAUUUGAACUGCUGCUUUGCAUCUUUCUUGAGGGUCUCUGGGUGCAUGGCUCGCCGGCGGUGAACUUAAAGAUUGUCUUUCUCCCGUUGCUAGCAUUUGAAAUAAUUAUCCUAAUCGAUAACUUCAGGAUGUGCAGAGCUUUAAUGCCAGGUGAUGAAGAGAGCAUAAAUGAUGACGCCAUAUGGGAGACACUUCCACAUUUCUGGGUUGCAAUUGCAAUGGUGUUCUUUGUUGCAGCAACUAUAUUUACAUUGCUGAAACUAUGCGGUGAUGUGGGUGCUUUAGGAUGGUGGGAUUUAUUUAUUAAUUUUGGAAUAGCAGAGAGCUUUUCAUUUUUAGUUUGCACGAAAUGGUCAAAUCCAGCUAUUCAUCGACUGUCUCAUCAUAGAGGACCAAGUUCAUCUUCACAAACUAUUAGAUAUCUUGACUGGAACAGUGGCCUUGUGGUGUCAACUGAGGAGGAUGAAAGCCAAAACCACAUGUGCUCCCCCCAGGAUAUUGGUGGCCAUGUUAUGAAGAUUCCAGUGAUUGUGUUCCAGGUUGUGCUUUGUAUGCACCUAGAGGGUACACCACAAAGUGCUCGAUACAUCCCUCUGGCAGUACUCUUCUUGCCGCUUUUCAUUCUUCAAGGCAUUGGAGUUGUGUUUGCUGUAUCGAGGUUGGUUGAGAAGAUUAUUCUUUUACUUAAUAGUGGAAGUCGUACUGGAAGAUAUUUCAGUAUCUCUUCAAGAGCUCGUGAUUGGUUGGGGUUCUUCCAUCAUGGUUCAAGGCUUUUGGGUUGGUGGUCGAUUGAUGAAAGCAGUAAAGAAGAACAGGCCCGGCUUUUCCAUUCCACAAAUGCUGGGUACAACACUUUCUGUGGUCCUCCACCUGAGGUUGUAAAAAAGAUGCCUAAGAAGGAUCUCGCUGAAGAGGUCUGGAGGUUGCAAGCAGCACUAGGAGAGCAAGCUGAAAUCACAAAAUACAGUCAGCAAGAGUAUGAGAGGCUGCAAAAUGAGAAAGUUCUUUGUAGGAUUUGUUUUGAAUCUGACAUUGGUGUGGUCCUGCUGCCAUGCAGGCACCGCAUCCUUUGCAGCACUUGUUGCGAGAAGUGUAAGAAAUGCCCGAUCUGUCGGAUGCCAAUUGAAGAGCGUAUGCCUGUUUAUGAUGUAUAGGCUAACACGUUUAUUACUAUAAAAACACAAGAACCACACUGAGGAGCUGGGAUGCAAUGUACAAAUGACUUCCGGAGCAAAUGUGAUCCUUGUGCUACUUUUUCGAAAAGCUUCUGGCUGUUCCUUUGCUUUGUUCGAGUUUAAAUGAAGAAGCAUAAAGUGAUGAGGCUGGAGGACAUCGCUACUUGGAUUUAUUUGUAAAGGAUUUUGCCCCUUGCUCCAACUGUACAUAUGUUAUAGUUGAUAAUGUUUUUGGCCAUUAGAUUGUGUGACUACACCUGAUAACACCAUAGUUUUUUGUUUGGUUGGCGUGUAUUUUCUUGUUUUGUUUC